Messenger RNA from Sphaeramia orbicularis (orbiculate cardinalfish), 1038 nucleotides. RefSeq lists its product as uncharacterized. The coding region runs from base 177 to 974 and encodes 265 amino acids. The transcript has 2 exons. The record is from RefSeq and is a predicted model, not a curated record. NCBI's taxonomy places the organism in Eukaryota, Metazoa, Chordata, Actinopteri, Kurtiformes, Apogonidae.
AGACACGAUGACAGAUAGACCAGUUUAGCUAAAGUAACCAGGGUUCAUAAAGACAGGAGAACAGGAAUCCACACUCUCACACGGUCGCCUCAGUUCUGUGGAAGUCUACGUGGGUCUCAGGGGCGUUUGUGUGGGGAGAAAAUGCGAAGCCUCCCUUAUUCAGGUGAAACAACACAAUGACUUCUCUCAACAUCUGGCCCAUUUACAGAUUGCAUCAAAUAUCCAAGUCAGCCUGGGGGGUCAGGUCCUGGUUCUGGCCUGGUGGGGCCUCAGAUGGGGUCCUGUCAACCUCCAGACUGUGGCUACGUCGCUUCCUGCUGCUGAAGCUGGUGACGGUGCUGCUGUUCCCCCACAGAGCGGGACUCCCCUUGCUGGUGGGCUGUAUGUUCAGCCUCCGGGCCCUGCUGCUGCUCCGCUCCCCUCAUAUCUCCACCAAGCCGUCCACGGUGUUCCUGUGCCAGCUGGCCCUCACAGAUGUUCUUCUGCCGCUGCACUGGGUUCUCCAACUGGGACAGAAACUAACCUGUUGGAUGGAGGCCGAUGUGGAUGAGUCGGUUUGGUAUAAGGAGGCUGUGAGUUUACUGGGUCAGCAGCUGCUGGAUGCCCACCACCUGGCCUCUCUGCUCCUGCUGGGGCUGCUGGGACUGGAGGCCAUGCUGGUCUUACGCUGGCCCCUGCAGACUCGAACCAUCAGGACCUCCCACUGGGCUCAGUUCAGCUGCAGCCUGGUCUGGGUGUUCGUGCUGUUAGAGCUCCUACUCAUGUUCUCAUCAAAGCUCCUGCAGGAUUCCCAACCUCAGAUGUACCCCAUAACCCUGCAGAACCCUCAAAGUUCCCCUCAUGGUCUGGUGGAUCCAGCUUCUCUCACUGCCUUCUCCUUCUGCCCGAGGAGAAUAUUAUGGCUUAUAAAUUUAUGGCUCCAUUACAAUGUGAUUUAUAGCAAACCACCGAAGAGAAAGAGUUCCUUUCAUUAAAAUACUGUAAAUGAACAUGUAUAUGAUGACCUUAACUGUAUAUAAUGAACCGUGUGAAUAUAAC